Molecule: messenger RNA, 874 nt
Organism: Dioscorea cayenensis subsp. rotundata (Guinea yam)
Lineage: Eukaryota; Viridiplantae; Streptophyta; Magnoliopsida; Dioscoreales; Dioscoreaceae
Product: thioredoxin-like protein AAED1, chloroplastic
Exons: 9
Coding region: 36-779 (247 amino acids)
Molecular function (GO): antioxidant activity
Source: RefSeq, a predicted model, not a curated record
GGAAGGAGAUCGAAAAACUCGUAUUCCCAGAAUCCAUGGCUAUCUCACUCCAUUCGAUCCCUUCCCUCUCGCCAUCCUUCCGCGGCUUCAACCUCAAUCAUCCCUCCAUGCCUUGCUUCUCGAUUAGCCCUAAUCCUCCCCGGCACCCUUGCUUCUCCUGCCGCCCGGCGACGAUCUUUCCUCGGGCCGCCUCUUCUGGAAGCGCAUCUCUGGUUAGCACAUCUGAUAGCUUGACAAGUUCUUUGGGAAAAGUGGAAGUGUAUGAUUUGAAUGGAAAUGCGGUUCCUUUAUCUGAUCUGUGGAGAGAUCGGAAAGCUGUGGUUGCAUUUGCUCGUCAUUUUGGAUGUGUUUUGUGUCGUAAAAGAGCCGAUCUUCUUGCUUCUGAAAAGGAGGCGAUGGAUGCGGCAGGUGUUGCACUUGUUUUGAUUGGACCUGGUAGUGUUGAUCAGGCAAGGAAAUUUGUUGAACAAACCAAAUUCAAAGGAGAAGUUUAUGCUGAUCCAAAGUAUUCAUCAUAUAAUGCACUUAGUUUUGUUUCUGGAGUACUGAGCACAUUCACUCCCUCGGCGGGUUUGAAGAUUAUACAGUUAUACAUGGAAGGAUACAGGCAAGACUGGGACCUGUCAUUUGAAAAAGAAACCAGGACCAAAGGUGGCUGGCUGCAAGGAGGAAUACUUGUUGCUGGUCCUGGAAUUAAUAACAUCUCUUAUCUUCAUAAGGAUAAAGAAGCUGGGGAUGAUCCAGACAUCAAGGACAUUAUGAAAGCCUGUUGCUUAUAAUUAAUUUUUCUCACUUACUCCUUCAUAUGUAUCAUGUUAUUAUAAAUGUAAUAGUUUUUUUUUAAAAGAAAAUACUUCAUUGAUCCAAAGUGAUU